AUGCGUUUUCUCAAAGGAAAAGGUGGAUCUGUGCAGAAGCAGAUUGAACAAGAGACUGGAGUUAAAAUCAUUUUCCCAUCUGCAAAGGAGGAAACACUUGUUGCCCUCGAAGGCAAAAGUGCUGAAAGUAUUAGAAAAGCAUCAGAGAGGAUUUCAAAGAUCCUUGGAGAGGCUGUUCAAAGUCCAAUGCUAGAUUACUCGCAUUUCAUAUCACUUCCGUUGGCCAUCCACCCGGCUCUUGUCGAGAAGCUAAAUAACUUCCAGAGGUCGACCCUCGGGGCGUCUGCAUCUAAUGUGGAUAGUGAUAAGGAUGAAAGCCUAAGCGAAGGUUCUAUGGAAGAAAUUGAUGAAGCAGCGAACCCUAGUGUUUCAGUCAAGCUGCCAGUCAAAGAAGAAAAUUCUGUCAUAGUGAAAAUGGAUAAUAAGGGCUCCCAACCAGAGUUCAGCAUUGACAAGUCGAUAUUCAUAAAACCCAAAACGUUUCACCUAACGGUUCUUAUGUUGAAGUUGUGGAACAAGGAUCGUAUUUCUCAGGCUUCUGAAGUCCUCCAGUCAAUAUCUUCCCAGGUAAAUGAAGCUUUGGAAAACCGACCUAUCUCUAUACAACUUAAGGGUCUGACAUGCAUGAAAGGCUCACCAGCUAGGGCCCGUGUUGUAUAUGCUCCAGUACUUGAAAUUGGUGCUGCUGGGCGCCUUGUUCGAGCUUGCAAGGUAAUAACUGACGCCUUCGUCAAGUCAGGCCUGGUUCUUGAAAGGGAUGCCAGACAAGAAUUGAGGUUGCAUGCAUCCAUAAUGAAUGUGCGCCACAGGAAGAGCAAGAAAUCGAACCGAAGAAACGAUUCGUUCGAUGCUCGGAAUAUAUUCAGACAAUAUGGGGAACAGGACUGGGGCGAGUACCCAGUACCUGCGGUGCACCUAUCUCAGAGGUUCAAGUUCGACGAGGAUGGAUACUACCAUUGCUGUUGCUCGAUCCCCUUGCCCGAGGUGGCUCAGACGGAGUGA
This is a messenger RNA of Triticum urartu, 1002 nucleotides long. RefSeq names its product Putative eukaryotic LigT. Gene Ontology annotation, molecular function: RNA binding. Gene Ontology annotation, biological process: DNA alkylation repair; regulation of DNA-templated transcription. The record is from RefSeq and is a predicted model, not a curated record. Gene Ontology annotation, cellular component: nucleus. Lineage: Eukaryota; Viridiplantae; Streptophyta; Magnoliopsida; Poales; Poaceae.